AGAUACUGUUUGUCAUAGUCACAGUAUUACUCAAACUGUUCUUACCAAUUCUUGACUUUGUCAUUUCCCUCUUAACAAUUUGCUGUUCAUUAUAACCCACGAAUUUUUAUUAAAAAGUUUUUUUUACAUUCCAUUUGUUUCGCCAUGGAAUAAAAAAGAUCACUUGAUACUUGUAAAUGCGUAUCCUAUUAAUGUCGUGGGGCAUCACAUAUUGUAAAGUAAGCAUUUCGUUUAAUUGUGUAUACAUUGAUGACAUAUGACAUGCAUAUUGUGUAUUUCUGUGUUAAUCUUAAAUUCUUGAACGUUAUCAAAGAGAUUAAGAUACGGGUGCUCGAAUUCACAAAAGCAUAUUUGCGCCCAUGUACUGGAACUUACUUCUCUCAAUAUCUAUACCUUAUUCUAUGAUAGUUAACCACAUAGUGUAUGUGUGUUUUCCUCUGCAUAUAUUCAUUAUAUUGUAUAGAGAAACAUUAACGUAAAUGUGCAAUAAAAAGGAGGACCACCCCUUGGCUCAUCAGGGUUUCGACUUGGAAAAGUAUUACGAAGAAAGAGAGAAAUCGGUAUUAUUGACUGUACUGUGUGUGCGGGAAAUUCGUAUCAGCGUUUUGUUUCGUCAUAUGCGCCUCCGUUUGGUCUGGUUCAUGUUAGCUUAGUGUCGAAAUACUGUUUGCUUUCAUGUAAGCUUUAUCUUAUAUGAUCCAAAUAUAAGCCAAUGCCGCAUAGUUUAAGGCCCUGAAUGGUAGAAUUAAUUUUAGUUAGAAAAUGAAACGGCAGCGAUAGAAGUAUCAUUGAAUUUUCAGUUUUAUACAGUAGAAAUCUUCUACGAGUAUCGUGCCUUUUUAGCAAUUGAACGGUUUGAUUAUAAGAAAUUAAUUACAAUUUAUUUGAACGCGCUAAAUCAUCAUAAUGUUCAUUUAAAUCAAUUGAAUGUUUUGAUAAUUCAAAAUCAAAAUAAUUGUCAGUUACAUGCAUUGAACGGUUUCAUGAAGCGAUAAUCAACGAAUAUCCUUAAGAUGUAAACUGCAUUGUCUCUGGUGGUUUCAGACCACUUUGUGAAAACAUUUAACUGUGUGAGUGCCUUCCCAAACUGCGAUUGUAAUAUUUUGUCGCUUUGUAAGUAUUCCUAACCUAUUUGAUGGUUAAAGUAUGCGUUGUAUCUGUAUUUUACGAUGGCAAAAUAAGUAAUCAAACAAACCUUUCAAUAUACAGACGUUUAAUAAUGUAUGUGUUGUUAAAAUAAUGCACUGGUCACUAACCGUUGCAUGUAAUACUUUCAUAUUAAAGUAUGCGAGUUAAAUUAAAAUCAGUGUUUACAACAAACCUACACCAACUAUUAAUUUUGACGGUUUUGAAAUGCGUAUAAUGGAUUUAGUGAGCUCAUUGUUAAAAUAAUACCUUCGGGCAUAAAUUGUGUAUUGUUUUCAUUGUCAAAAUAUGUACUGGAAGAAUGAGUGCACUCACUAACAAAGGUAGAGCAUUUAAACAAUGUAGCUGAAACAUUUAAACGCAAUAUAUCACAACGUGUUUAACGCUCUAUUAACAAAUUAAUUGCUUACAAAUAACCAUAGGUUCUUUAGUAAUUGGUAUAGAAUUCACCAAUAACGUGUGCAUAAAACUAUCAACAUGAUUAGAUGUGCAGUACUUAUGUGUGUAUUUCGAUGUUAAUAUAAUGUUCUGUAGAUGUGAUCUGCUUUUAUGACUUAUCCCUGUCUGAUGCAAUCGUGCUAACUCAAUUGACUCAGAUUGCCCAAUAGAUCCGGUGUGCAGGUAGAGUUUACAGAUUUAGAUGACAAUGUCCCGGAUCAUUGGAAUGCUUGAAUACAACUGUCAAUACGGCCAACAGGUCUGAACCGCCGACCAGACUCCAAAGACGUCGUUCGUGCUCAAUACAAAGCUCUACCUCCUAUACAACUGAAUCGUACCCGGAAUGAUAUGUCCACAGUGUUUGAGUCUGAGCCUUGGACCGAUGACAAACACCCACAAUUAGCCAGCGAAACCGAGUACAAACAGAACUACUUCACUUCCAGGGGCGACUCGGGAAACAUGAAUCCCAACGACCAAAGCAGUGCGUCGAAAGACCAUCAUUUCGUCUCAGAAUCAGAGAAAAACAAUUUGUUUAUGCUUGUGCCUCGAAAUGUGCUAUUGCCGGUGGACCCGAUUCGGUUAACGCGCGAACAAGAGGUGGUGUUAUGUAAAUUGAUCUGUAACGAUCUUUACCGGUUCGACCCAAAGGAAUUGCGCGAGGUGUACGUUGAGUGUAGCCAACAUGACAAGGAACUGCGGGGAUUCUGUGGAAUGGAGGUCCUCGACAAUAAUCUCAGAAGACACAAGGCCUAUCUUUCGGACACACUGCGCAUCGUGGCCGCGCAGUUCGUAGACCCCAACUACCCCGGUAAAGUCAACUAUGAGCGGGUCCUGUCCUUUAUCGGAUCUGCCUUGCAGCUGAAUGCUAAAGGACAAUUAGAGAAAGGGUUAACACCCGGAAGACCAGAACCCGAAAGGGAAUACGAUGGUUAUGGAAUGGGAAAGGACAGGGAAAGUCCGCAUAGAUCAAAUUCCGACAAACCGAAAUAUUACAUGGAAAAUGGAGAGUCGUUCAAGACAGGUUCAAUCUACCGUGACCGCGAGGUGGCAAAGCUUCUGAGGAUGGUGGAGCAAGAGUUGUCGAAGAACACUUACAAGAUGGACUGGACACGCUGGCAGAACGCCUUCCACGAGAAAGAUAGGGACCACAGGGAGACUCUGUCCGCAGCCCAGAUCAAAGACAUAUGUUACGACCAAAAGCUGCCACUAUCUGAUUCGCUGGUCAACCAGAUCCUUUCACUUUGCGAGGAUAGCAACCGGGAUGGUCAAUACAGGUGGCACAAUUUCCUCGAGUUUCUAAGCCGCGUGAGGCCGUCCAAUACUGGUCUGCCAAUACCAGUAAGUAAACGGCCCCUGGAGUACGCGAAACACUAUCCAGCGCCGGUGCCGAACUGGCCCCGUACUGACGACAGCACAGAGGUCCGUUACUAUGUCACAAACCCAAAGCAAAGGGGUACUUCUCCCCGCCGGCAGUCCCCGAGACAGGAUUACCAGUCGCCUCGCCGGGGACAAGAUGACAGGGGCCAGAAUUCACCGGAUCCUGAACAACGACAUGGCAAUUUUGACAGGUCAGAUAAUUGGAAUUCACCAAUACCCAAUGGUAGAACCACUCCCCCAGUGAGAAAGGUCCGAGAUCGAUCCCCUUCUCCAAACAUUAGAAUGCCAGAUAAAGAAGAUCGGCCGGAAUGGUUCCCGGCUAUAAAUGAUACCGAGAGAGACUGGCGCCAGCCUCGACACCUGCGGCGCCACAAUAGCGAAAGAAGAUUGAACGACAGAAUUGGUCAACCAGUAGAUGGAAGGUCUUUAAGCGAAACUAAAGACCGCAAUAGAUAUCAGCAAGAGCCUGUCAGGGCAGAGGAGUGGAAGCCGCACCUACAUGACAUUCAGCCCGAGUCGAGGCGGUCAAUCGCGGAUGCUGGGGUUGAUUACCGAGAAAGAAGAGGUUAUCAAGAUGGUCCAAGCGGAUAUGUCCCUAGCUGGCAACAUCGGACAUCUCCUCCACCACGUGACCGCGACGAGAGAGAAGGUCGGCCAAAGAGUCGGGUGCCUAGUCGCUAUAACCGUCCAUUAUCUUACGCUGAGCCUCAGAGAAAUUACGACACCUACGCCCCAGAAACUAAACCCAGAAGUUUAUCGCCCAUUCGACAAGAAACUCCCCCACUUCGCCAACAGUCACCAAUGCGGUUUCGCCAGCCGAGUCCAAACAAGAUAAUGAACAAGACAAAGCAAUAUCGGGACCUUUACUCUGGCAAUUUCCAAGACGAUGAUGAGGAGCGAAACUAUUCACAAGAUCCGCCAUCUGACGCUAGACCAUUAUUCCCAUCACCUUCACCCGUACCCAAUCAGCCCAAAUACCAGUCGCAAAGCCUAGAUACUUACCCGGGGCGACAAUAUCCUUACUCCCAAUCGAAUACGCUACGGAGGAGUUAUAGUUACAGACAACAACCCUUUCUUCCAGCGUCCUCUUCUCCGAAUUUCCCUCUGCUGCAUAAACCUAACUACACGACACCACUGCAGCAGUCGGACCAAGCGUACGCAUUGGUGGAAGAGAGGUUGCAAAGAUAUGGAGACGGGUACCGUCGGGGACCGGAAGGGUACGCCGAUGGGGGAACCAGUCAGCGUCUGACACGUGCACAGCAGAUACAACAACUUACAUCCCAACUCAGAGAUCUAGAAACCAAAUACGAGAUAACAAGAGAUGGAAUGGCAAGCAACGAGCAGCCAUGGCUUGACCGUUAUCUUAAGAUGGCCCAGGCUUUGUAUAACAGUGAUAUAUCAAACAAAGGCAGUCUACCGCGCAAGGAUGUCCUCGACAUAGUGGAACAAUACAACAAUGCCUUCAAUCUGAACCUGGACAUUAGUAGGGCCAGCAUGCUAGCCAUCUCACCGGACAUCCUCGACAAAUCGGGCAAUAUCCUGCUGCGGCCAUUCCUCGCGCACCUGUCGCACCGAUAGGUCGUGCGACGUAAAGCGCUGCUGCAUUGAUUUAGUAACGAUUCUUGGUGAAAUGAUGGCAAUUGAUAAACGGUCAUUUUUUCUAAAGAUGUCUUAUAGGUUUUGCCAAUAAAAGAACGAGUGACGUUGUUUGAUUUGUAACACAACCCAAAAAGGAGAUAAUUAACGUAUGUUAAAUGUUUAUUAUAAAAUAAAAUAUUGAUUCCUCACAGAAACCAAGAUGCUACUAAGUAAAGCAAUCAUGUCAAAAUUACAAUUAUAAUGCUAUAUUACAGUGUAUCCAUUGAAAAUUG
This is a messenger RNA of Dreissena polymorpha, 4832 nucleotides long. RefSeq lists its product as uncharacterized. The transcript is spliced from 16 exons. The record is from RefSeq and is a predicted model, not a curated record. Lineage: Eukaryota; Metazoa; Mollusca; Bivalvia; Myida; Dreissenidae. The coding region runs from base 1933 to 4539 and encodes 868 amino acids.